GACAGAAAGAAAGUGCAAUCUAAGUGAUCAUCAAAGAGUAGUACAGCAGGGAAUAUCAGAGAUCCGAUCACCCAAACAGAAAACAAUCAAUAUCAAACAAACAAACAUGGCCCUCAAGAACACCACCGCCACCACCACAACAACCACCACCACUACCGCUUCUUCUCUACGCUCACUCCCCACGCUCUUCCUCUCACUCGCCACCCUUCUCUUCACCCUUUCCCUGAUCCUCUUCUUCCUCUUCUCCAACCCCAACACCCAAAUCACUCCCCAAACUUUAACUACCCUUCAAAAGCCCUACACUUCCAUCAAAGUCUACGUCGCGGACCUCCCCAGAUCCCUCAACUACGGCCUCCUCGACCGGUACUGGUCCUCCUCCGCCACCGACUCACGCAUCUCUGCUGAAUCCGGCAGCCAGAUCGCCCCGACCCACCUCCCCAAAAACCUCCGGUUCCCUCCCUAUCCCGAGAACCCGCUGAUCAAGCAGUACAGCGCCGAGUACUGGAUCACCGGGGACCUCAUGACCCCGGAAAGCUUGCGAGCCGGGUCGUUUGCCAGGCGGGUCUUCGAUGUCGACGAAGCUGACGUCGUUUUCGUGCCGUUCUUCGCGACGUUGAGCGCGGAGUUGCAGCUGGGAACGGCCAAGGGGGCGUUUAGGAAGAAGGCGGGGAACGAUGACUAUGAGAGGCAGAGACAUGUUGUAGAUUUGGUGAGGGGAACUCCGGCUUGGAAGCGGUCCGGUGGGCGCGACCACGUCUUUGUUCUCACUGACCCAGUUGCAAUGUGGCAUGUCAGAGCUGAGAUAGCCCCAGCUAUUCUCCUCGUGGUGGAUUUUGGUGGAUGGUACCGACUUGAUUCAAAGUCAUCCAAUGGUAGCUCACAAGAUAUGAUUCAACACACUCAAGUUUCCCUACUCAAAGAUGUAAUCAUCCCAUAUACCCAUCUACUACCUAGAUUGCACUUGUCAGAAGACCAAAGACGCCAAACGCUUCUUUAUUUUAAAGGGGCUAAACAUAGGCACCGGGGAGGCAUAGUUCGAGAGAAAUUGUGGGACUUGUUGGUUAAUGAGCCAGGCAUUAUCGUGGAAGAAGGCUUCCCAAAUGCCACUGGAAGAGAGCAGUCAAUUAGAGGGAUGAGAACAUCAGAGUUCUGCUUGCACCCGGCCGGGGACACCCCCACUUCAUGCCGCCUUUUUGAUGCCAUUCAAAGUCUUUGUAUACCUGUUAUUGUCAGUGAUAACAUUGAGCUCCCCUUUGAAGGUGUGAUAGACUAUUCAGAGUUUUCAGUUUUUGUGGCAGUUAACGACGCCUUAAGGCCAAAUUGGCUAGUGGGUCUUCUCAGAAGCUUUUCUAAAGAGCAGAAGGAUAAAUUUCGGCAAAAUAUGUCUCGCAUUCAGCGUAUGUUUGAAUAUGACAAUGGGCAUCCGGGUGGUAUUGGGCCAAUUCCUCCGGAUGGUGCCGUGAAUCACAUAUGGAAAAAGGUUCACCAGAAGUUGCCCAUGAUUAAGGAAGCCAUUGUCCGAGAGAAUAGAAAACCCCCAGGUGGAUCAAUUCCACUACGUUGUCAUUGUACAUAAAAUCACUGAGUCAAAUUUCUUUGUUAUCCUAUUAGCUUUUGUGCCCUUUUGCUUUAAAUAUAAUUUAUCAACUUUUUUGUAUUCCUUAAAUGUUUUGAUACUAAAUUAGAGCACCAAAAGAAGAAUGUUCUGAUGCUAAAGAAUUUGCCGAUGUUCUUUCCUGAGAGAGUUUGUAUUUCACAUAAUUCCUUUGUAUACAGCUGGAACAUUUCAUGGAAACUGUAGGAUUUAAACUCCUACCAUAACUCUUUUAUCUUGAGAAUACCCUGUUUUUUUA
Messenger RNA from Corylus avellana, 1853 nucleotides. RefSeq names its product Exostosin family protein. Gene Ontology annotation, molecular function: glycosyltransferase activity. Lineage: Eukaryota; Viridiplantae; Streptophyta; Magnoliopsida; Fagales; Betulaceae. The record is from RefSeq and is a predicted model, not a curated record.